AUGCCAGCCGUCAGCUCCCCCAGGAAGCUGGCCUGCAAAGGUCUGAUCUGCACACCGAGCACGCCUGCUCCUACGAGGAAGCGUCGACAGCCGACUAAGGAGCUGCUCGAGAGGAUGACUCGGUGCGAGGAGCUCCUGAGGUUAUGUCUGGAGCAGAACGCCCUCUGCCACACGGCCGGCUUGAGAUCGUCCCCUUCUACUUCCUCUUCUUCGCCGCCGCCCAAGUCUCGCGGGACACCUUCGGUCGAGGGCGAUCAGGUCCUGCCCUCGACCGAGAAUGAUGAUGCCAUGGCAGCCGCGAACGAUAUGUCGUUGCGACCGAGGUCAUAG
This is a messenger RNA of Geosmithia morbida, 330 nucleotides long. Its product is annotated as Fungal Zn(2)-Cys(6) binuclear cluster domain. Lineage: Eukaryota; Fungi; Ascomycota; Sordariomycetes; Hypocreales; Bionectriaceae. The record is from RefSeq and is a predicted model, not a curated record. The transcript has 2 exons. Bases 1 to 330 code for a protein of 109 amino acids.